AUGCAGGAAGAAGAAACCAAUGGAGCAAUUGAUGGUCUCAAAAGGAAAGAAUCCAGUCACAGAAUUAGCAGAAGGCGAAGUGUAGAGCAGAUUAAGGGGAAGGAAAUAAUGCAAAAUUCAAAUUCUGGGAAAACAAAUAAAGAAACAACAUAUCAAGAAAAAUCUCAGCUGCAGUUAAAGCACUCAAAGCUAGCACAACAGUGGAGAGGGAAGAAGCAACAACAGCCUAAGCAAGUCAAUAACCCAAUAAAGGAAACAAUAGUCACUUUUGGCAAGGAAAUAUCUUCGGUAAUUACAGAAGGUGACAUGGAGAAAGAGAAAUCUUUUACAAGAUUGAAAAAGGGUGAUCAUUCGGGUAAAGACAAAAUAGUGCAGCAUGGAAAUCCUCCUGAUCAGAACAAUGAAACCAAUCCUCAAGCCAAAGAUUCAGAGAAUCCACCAUUGUCUAAGUCAGCUUCGAUACUAGAAAAAGAGGAUCAUGAACAAAAUCUUAUGAACACCAACCAGCACUCAGAAAUCCAAGAACUGCAGAUUGUAAAUGAACUCAAUCCCACUGAUCAAGAAUUAACGAAAAAUCAAGUCACAUAA
Molecule: messenger RNA, 588 nt
Organism: Ilex paraguariensis (yerba mate)
Lineage: Eukaryota; Viridiplantae; Streptophyta; Magnoliopsida; Aquifoliales; Aquifoliaceae
Source: the annotation of a GenBank genome assembly